Messenger RNA from Eremomyces bilateralis CBS 781.70, 1386 nucleotides. RefSeq lists its product as uncharacterized. Bases 467 to 1045 code for a protein of 192 amino acids. The transcript has a single exon. Lineage: Eukaryota; Fungi; Ascomycota; Dothideomycetes; Eremomycetales; Eremomycetaceae. The record is from RefSeq and is a predicted model, not a curated record.
UACUAGACCCUGCGGCAUUCUACGGGAAGUACCUGAAUCUCGGUAGAGGGCUACCUUUCUCCCUCACUGUUCUUUGGUUCUCGAGAACGGCGGCGCCAUGGUUGUCCUGUCUCAAUGGCCUGAGUCGGUCUUUCGAGGUUUAAUUUCAGAUCAUGACACCGUGGAAAUUCGAGGGAUUUGACGAUGCCGAAGCUUAUCCAAAACCAGUGAUUCGCCUUUAUCUCAGAUGAUGCAGGUGAUAUUUUCUCUGCUUUAUAUAAUCCAGCGGACGGACUCUCGUAUGGAGCACUUCCACCAGAUUGAUUCAUAUCAAACACACACACACUAUUCAGUACCCGAUACCUAGACGCACUGGUCCCUUGACAACACUGGCGAUGAAGUGCCAAUGACCUCCAAGUGCGGAAUUCAUACCCCGACUCGCCGUCUGGAGCAGGACAGUAACCAAUCUUCGCCUCGGCCGAUCGAUAUGGCGGCGCAUCCGCCCCUCCCAACCUUUUCCACCCUGGCCGCGAUUCAAAACAAGAUCCGGUCGCUCCAGCCUUUCGGGCACAUGCUCCAGCAACGGCUUCAUUCCGAGGCCACGAAGAUCGAACCGGACCUCCGGCGGCUGUGCGCCACCGCCAAUUGCCUCGACCGGCUCCGAGCCGAGCUUGAUCGUCUGCGGGUGGACUUGACGAUGAUGCAAAUGGCCCUGGCCGAACGGAAAUCCGAGUCGGAGGCUGCGGCUCGCGCUAGGGCCGAUGCUGCUGCACGUGAAUCGCAGGACGAUUGGCGGAAGGUGAUAGGGGUGAUGAACUCGGACGACUCGGAUGACGAUUCAGACGAUUCAAACGAUUCAGACAAUUCAGACGAUGACUCAGAUGACGACCCUUACGACGACCCAUACGACGAUUCGGAUGAUGAGCGAGAAGACGAAAGAUUUACGUAUAUCGCUCAUAACGCUCCUGACGUGGUCAACGGCCCUAACGUGGCCAAAAGGGGGGCCGUGGUCACAGUGGUCCCUAUCGAGAGCAAUGAGACCGACACAGUGGGCGUUGUGGAAUGAGAAAAUGAUGUUAGCUUUGGAAACGCAACGGACACGGAACAGGACCCGGCGUGGUGCGCUCUGGGAAAUUCAAAGGCAAUAUAUACCGGAUGAACAGAAGAGUUCUAGUACCGGGUCGCGAGAUUUUAAUCGCAGAGAUAAAUGGAGGCCAUGAUUGUAUGAGUACGGAAGUAUUAAGUAUAGAAGUACCUAAUAGGCUAAUAGAUUUAAGAUGAUAGAAAACGGCUGUCUAUGCUGUAGAUCUGGACAGUGAAGGUAAAGGAAAGGGAAGCAUUAGAGAAGAGGGUUGGCAAGGGUUCAACAGAGGUCCAACGAAGAAGAUGCCACAGAAUAUCUGUGUU